GAUUCUGUAUGACAUUCGAAAGAGGUCGCUAAUUUGCGGACCAGCUAGGUCAGGGGGGUAAUGGUUUUCCAGCCAAGACUUCUGGAGAUUACCGUACAGGUUUAAUGAAAUGUUUCCGUCAAUACAUUCACGUAUUAAGAUAUUGUUUACGACAAUAACAGUGAGUACUAUAUAAGCGCAUGGAAGCAGUUGUUUCCAAAUCGUCAUUUAACUUCAACAGAAGAAGAAGAAGAAAGUUGAAAGUCAUGGCUGGUUGUCGAUCGCCAGACACAGAUUACUACAUCAGCAAAGAUGAUGCCAUUUGUGGCAAAGAUUACUUCCAUGAAUAUUUGUGUUGGUGGAUGACUGCACUGAUGCAGGCCAAAGGAUAUGGGGUCGAGGCUACUGAAAAGAGCGCGAAGCACUAUCAGCAUGCAUUUGUGGCGAGGGAAAAUCUACAAACACCAAACAGAGCUGUAGGAGGAUGGUUAUCUAAACAAAUGGAAGCCGAGGACAGGAUUUUGAUGGAAGAGUAUGAACUUUUGAAAGAAUACCACAACACUGAGCGGCGCCAAGUGUUGUUACCUCUGCAUGCUGGAUCACCUCUGAACAGACAGCAACCCCAACAACAACAACAACAACAAGAAGGAAUUGACACUCGGUUUACCAGGAAACGUGUUCAUGGUCCAUAUACCUGUGAAGAUUGCGGAAAAGUAUUGAAAAGGUCCUCAAGUCUAUCGAAUCAUAAGCUAAUCCACAAAAAUGUGAAGGCGUUCUGCUGCGAGAAAUGCGGGACAAGGUUCCUGCGCAAGUCUGACUUGGGAAAACAUUAUGCGAUUCACACAGGUUCAAAACCGUACGUCUGUAACGUAUGCGACAAAUCAUUCAGCCAAUCUUCUAACAUGUUAACACACAAAAGAAGACACACGGGUGUUAAGCCUUAUAAAUGUAACUUUUGUUCAAAGUCAUUUUAUAGGAAAGUUGACGUUAAGAGACAUGAAAUUGUUCACAACAUUAGCGAGAGUGAAUGAUUUUCUUUUACGUUUUUGUAUAUCGAUUGAACACAGAGGGACAAUAUUUGUCUAUUUAUUUUGUAAUUAUUUAAAUGUCUAGCGUUAUUGUAUUUCUAGAUGUAUAUAUUGAAUAUUUUUGUGACAGUUUCUUUAGAGGAACUACUUCUGGGAUAAUUGUCAAGUCUUGAAAACGUGUUUACUUACAAAAAGCGAAUUAUAGAACCAAAGAGAAUCACAAUUUUUGCGCCCUAGCAUUCACAAAUUUAACAAUAUCGGGCUAUAUUCAUGUUUGGUUUGCCUCCUGCCUAAAAAUUUGAGCAUUAUGUGGCAGCUAACAACUUUUAUUCAUCAUUUAUUUUUCCAGACAUCAUGAAAUAAACUAGUUUUAUUUUAUCUUGCCAACGUGAAUUUCAUAUCAUAUCAUUUAUCAUAUCAAUCAUAUCAUAUCACAUCAUAUCACAUCAUAUCAUAUCACAUCAUAUCACAUCAUAUCACAUC
This is a messenger RNA of Rhopilema esculentum, 1490 nucleotides long. RefSeq lists its product as uncharacterized. Gene Ontology annotation, biological process: regulation of transcription by RNA polymerase II. The record is from RefSeq and is a predicted model, not a curated record. Gene Ontology annotation, molecular function: DNA-binding transcription factor activity, RNA polymerase II-specific; RNA polymerase II cis-regulatory region sequence-specific DNA binding. Lineage: Eukaryota; Metazoa; Cnidaria; Scyphozoa; Rhizostomeae; Rhizostomatidae.